GCUGAGAGGAAAUUGAUCUGAGAGUGAGAGAGUGAAGCAAAAUAGAGAUGGCUAGAACGACGUCGUUGCUGCUCUGUGCUCUGGUCCUCUUCGGAGCCCUAGCUCUAAUUGAGGCAAAGAAAUCCAAGGAGGAUCUGAAGGAGGUGACCACCAAGGUUUUCUUCGAUGUCGAAAUUGCUGGGAAGCCUGCUGGUCGGAUCGUCAUGGGUCUUUUCGGGAAGGCUGUACCUAAGACAGCAGAAAAUUUCCGAGCUCUUUGCACAGGGGAGAAAGGCAUUGGAAAGAGCGGAAAACCACUCCAUUACAAGGGUAGCAAAUUUCACAGGAUUAUUCCCAGCUUCAUGCUUCAGGGAGGUGAUUUCACUCUCGGUGAUGGAAGAGGUGGAGAAUCAAUUUAUGGAGAAAAGUUUGCUGAUGAGAAUUUCAAGCUGAAGCAUACUGGACCAGGGCUUUUAUCGAUGGCAAAUGCUGGUCCAGACACCAAUGGCUCACAAUUCUUCAUCACCACCGUGACAACUACCUGGUUGGAUGGCAGACAUGUUGUAUUUGGAAAGGUGCUGUCUGGCAUGGAUGUGGUUUACAAGGUUGAAGCUGAAGGAAGCCAGAGUGGGACACCCAAGAGCAAAGUUGCUAUAGUUGACAGCGGCGAACUUCCUCUUUAAAUUUUCUCAGAGUGAUAAUAACUGUAGUUGUUUCUUCUUCCCCUUUGUCUAUCAUAUGUGAGAGACCUCAAGAUGUUGUCAGUGUACCGAUAGAUUUUGAACUUAUAACACUCCUUUUUCUGUA
This is a messenger RNA of Fragaria vesca subsp. vesca, 786 nucleotides long. RefSeq names its product peptidyl-prolyl cis-trans isomerase CYP19-4-like. The record is from RefSeq and is a predicted model, not a curated record. Lineage: Eukaryota; Viridiplantae; Streptophyta; Magnoliopsida; Rosales; Rosaceae. Gene Ontology annotation, cellular component: intracellular membrane-bounded organelle. The transcript is spliced from 7 exons. Bases 48 to 662 code for a protein of 204 amino acids. Gene Ontology annotation, biological process: protein folding; protein peptidyl-prolyl isomerization. Gene Ontology annotation, molecular function: peptidyl-prolyl cis-trans isomerase activity.